AAUCUUCCACGUCCAUAGGUGGCGAUAUCACACGUGUCUACAGGAAAAGUGCUCUCUGCCGGACAGAAGGAGAGGCAUUGGGAGAUUAGUACUAUUUGGUAGAUGCAGUCAUGAAUUAUGCUUUAUGACAUACAAUUGACAAAUUGACAUCGACCGUAAUUAAACAGAACAUUUCCUCGGAAUACAUUUCACGUUCUGCAGUACUUCGUUAUUUUUCCUCUCCUACACCCCGUGUAAUGUCGAGCUCAGGCUUUUAGCAAUAACAGUCUGCAGGAUAACUCAGUUCACGUCUCUGUGCAAGCUCAGUCUGAAAGUUAACAUGUCUAAACACAGAACGAAACAGCUCAUCAUUGAAGAUGAUGAGCCAAAGCAAGAUGAGCUGAAUCCAUUUUCCUUCAAGGAGUUCGUCAGAAAUAAGAACCAGCAGUCCUGUCCUACAGAAGACACAGAGGUGUCUGGUGGAGCGUUCCACAUCGAACGGGACUAUAACACCUCCAUAGAUUUUGCCACGAAGGGGCCUUUCUUCUCAGACCCGUCUGCGCUCUGUCAGCCUUCUGAAAAUGAACCUGAGGAAACAUGGAUUGAAGGCUGCCACCCAUCAAACCAAUCUCAUGACUUUGAACUAGGAGGUACUUUAGACCUCAGUGCUUACUCUGAGCAGUCAUCUCUGUGCAGUGAUGAGAGGGAAGCAAAUGUGACUGAAUGGGAACCGGGUGAUUCUGACUUCAUGCCACAGAACCACUUAGCUAGAAGAAGCACGGGAAGCUAUGAGGGUGAUGAAGAGACUUCGGUGAUUGACAUUUCCUUUCACGCGAAGAGGGGUAGUGAUGAAAAUGGCACAAAGAAUCCCCGACAGCUUAGAGAAGAGAAUUCUCUACUCAGAAAGCAAGUCAAAGAACUCCUUAAAAAGUCAGAAUCUGACUCCAAGAGCAUCAAACAACUGACAGAUGAGUUGCACAACAAGAAGUUACAGGAGGAGAGAGAGGCCAAGGCUUUGGAGACAAUGGUGCAGUCAGUAGAACAAAACCUUCAGUUAAUGACGAAGCGAGCAGUCAAAGCUGAAAAUAGUAUUUCAAAAUUGAAACAAGAGAUGCAACAACUCCAGGGCCAGCUUGAGGGAUAUAAAAGCGAAAAUGAGAGGCUAAGAUAUGGAGAAACUACAGCCUUAACUACAAUGAGACACAAUGCACAAGUAGCCUCGGAGUACCUUAACAAAGCAGCUCAAGAUGCAGAGACUUCUAUAAAGCAGUUGCUGUCAGGAAGAGAGACACUCUGUUUUGUAUCCCAGUUAUUGACAUCUAUUGACAAGAUCACAGAAAUUCAUGAUUGACUUUUUCUUCAUGCAUCGUGUUCUGUAUGCUAUAGACUCACCAAGUACACCAUACUUGUUCAUCGUCUUCAUUGACAUCAUGUUUAGUUCAUAUAAAAUAACAAAAUGAGGUGUGAUGGGCCAAAUGAUGACCAAAUUAAGCAGACUAAGCAUAUAAAUACUGUACCAAAUAGUGCCUUGGAUUCUCACCAAAUCAAAGAUCUAUAUUGUAGUAGAGUAUGUGGAAACAAUAUUUUCAAAAACGUUUUGCACUUUUAUAAAGCAAUGAGCCGAGUCACUUAAAAUACUAUUGCAGUUUAUUAAUCAUAUUGUGCUUCUUGGUGAUAUUUUGAUAUACAACUUAACAUAUGCAGUUUUAAAUUACGACAUAUUUUAAGUAUUUGUUUAUUUAAUAGCACUUUACUAAUCAACGUUGGAUUGUUUGCCUUAUAUUGAUAAUGCUCUUUAUUGAUUUAAUAAAGAAGCUUUUUUCAGUCA
Molecule: messenger RNA, 1807 nt
Organism: Puntigrus tetrazona (Sumatra barb)
Lineage: Eukaryota; Metazoa; Chordata; Actinopteri; Cypriniformes; Cyprinidae
Gene: entr1
Product: endosome associated trafficking regulator 1
Exons: 8
Coding region: 320-1330 (336 amino acids)
Biological process (GO): positive regulation of protein localization to cilium; regulation of cytokinesis; positive regulation of cilium assembly
Cellular component (GO): midbody; early endosome; recycling endosome
Source: RefSeq, a predicted model, not a curated record